Messenger RNA from Clonostachys solani, 1335 nucleotides. Lineage: Eukaryota; Fungi; Ascomycota; Sordariomycetes; Hypocreales; Bionectriaceae. The record is from the annotation of a GenBank genome assembly.
AUGGCUUUAUCUACGCCUCUCCAUCAGCCAAAUGUCGAGGUCCAGCAGGCGAAUACCCCAGAUGAACCUCAGUUCAAUAUUCUAAAUACAACAAUAUUCCCUACGGAGACCGUUGGCCUAGAUCAAUCUCAGUCUCGCCUGACGGAGUUUCAUGAAUUCUCUCGUUUCCCAACCGAGAUCCAGCUGCGUAUCCUGGAGCUUAUACCGUCGCCCAACACCAAGCGACUGCUCACCAUCCACCUCCAUGAAGACCCAAGAAUUGAUGAAGAGUCUCGAAGCUCAUCACCGCAGAGAUCUUUGUAUACAGAAUCAAAUGAUUUGGGAAAUGUCAUCAGCGGGUUUAGAUAUCGCGUUACACUACCUCACCCUCCUAUUGGUAGCAUCUUGCUCCAAAUUUGCCAUAAAUCCAGAGAGUUAGCCCUUCGAAGAUAUCGUAUCCGCCUUCCCAUGAAUCCCGGGAAUCCCUACAACAACGAGUAUCUUUACAUCGAUCCGGAGAAAGAUGCUCUCUACCUUGACUCAUUCCACGUGUUGCCUUCAACUCUGGCUGCCUUCUUGCACGAUCUUCGGGCAUACGAUGAUCAAAGAAGCGGCCUCUGCAACCUCGCAAUCAACACCCAAUUUGAUGAUAACCUCGGGCUUCUGCAUUCUGCUACCCCCGACUUCUUGCAGCCAGCGGAGGUGGAAUCAUUUAAGCAAAGUCUUAUGGCCCUGGAGCAUCUAUGGUUCAUCCACCUGCUCGAUAAUGACAACAGAUACACGUCCCCACCACCAACGCAGCCAUUUACCGGCCUCAGUUCGUUCUCUGUUUUCAAAAGACCAGUCGCUCACGCUGUGCCUCUUUUUGCCGAAGCUUCUGAGUUCCAUCUCAUGCCCGCCGACCCUCGCCAGCUUAAGCCUUCCGACUUUGAGCUGGUGCGCUUCUCCAAAUAUUGUAGCCCAAAGGCUGGGUGCCUUCAGUGGGAACGCAUGGAGAAUGCAUUGGGCAUGACGGCAGAGAAUGGAUCGCUGCCACAGCGCGAGAUCUCGUAUGUGAUUGCCGUUGACGCAACGGCAAACCACUCCGUGUGCUCGCACCGAGAGCACAGCCAGUGCAGGGAACACUCUGUACGCAGCAUCAGUUCCUUGGAAACUUAUCUAGCAAGGGAGGGGCACAAAGAGCUGUACCAGGUUGGCGGCUUAAAUGAGACCGAGAAGCCGCAGGAGGUAUCAGUUGCAGGCUUCUGGGUCUUUCCAGUGGAUGUGCUUGAUGGGCAAGAACCUCAUCAUGCUGGAGUGCAUUCCGACAUGGAUGUAGUAGAUUUCUCCAACAGAAGCCCAGCGCUAGGUUUCUGA